Colletotrichum spaethianum is the source of this 234-nucleotide messenger RNA. RefSeq lists its product as uncharacterized. Bases 1 to 234 code for a protein of 77 amino acids. The record is from RefSeq and is a predicted model, not a curated record. The transcript has 2 exons. Lineage: Eukaryota; Fungi; Ascomycota; Sordariomycetes; Glomerellales; Glomerellaceae.
AUGCCUCGCGACGGAUCUGGACACUCUCACAACGCCAUUGAGACCGGCCACAACAUCAUUCACGGGGCCGGUGAGGUCAAGGACCCCCACGUCAACCGCGCCGACAAAACCGCGCCCCUCCCCGAGGGUGAAAAGGGUCUCGCCAUUGAGGGCCUGCCCGCCAGCGGCGGCCAGAGCCAGGGUCUUGCCCAGGGCCCCGACGCUGGCCAGGGCGGCAGGGGCAGCACCAACUAA